Molecule: messenger RNA, 3021 nt
Organism: Leptosia nina
Lineage: Eukaryota; Metazoa; Arthropoda; Insecta; Lepidoptera; Pieridae
Source: the annotation of a GenBank genome assembly
AUGGCGGCACCCGCGACAAGACAAGAGGAGGUGAAUGACGAAGCACAGGAGAAGCUGCUGGUGCCCGUCCAUGACGAGGGUCUGGUCUCCAUCAAGUCCUCGAAGAAAGUUAAACUACCAGAAGAUGAGGAAGGAAAAGUCGGACGUUUCACGAUCGGUCCGGCGCCGGAGCGAGACUGGGAGAUGGUGCCGCCGGACGGCAAGUGGGGGUGGUGCGUGCUAGUGGGCGCGACGCUAGUAAAUAUCCUAAUACCGGGAACGAUCAAAUCGUUCGGAGUACUACUCGUCGAGUUCAACGAUGUGUUCCAGUCUAGUGCGUCUGCCUCUUCGGGUAUAGUAGCUCUGUGCUACUUUCUGUACAGUAGUUUGGGUCCACUAUCGUCAAUUUUAUCUGUGAAAUGGUCUUAUAGGACCGUUACACUAAUCGGAGGCAGCUUCGCCGCGUUAGGCAUGAUUUUCAGCAGUUGGGCGUUUUCAAUAGGAUAUUUGUAUUUUAGUUUUGGGGCUAUGGUGGGCACGGGCGCCGGUCUCGCCUUCCCCCCCACGGUGUACAUAGUGACGUCAUACUUUGUGAGGCUUCGGGGGCUGGCGAACGGGAUCUGCAUGUCGGGCUCCGCCUUCGGAAGCAUCAUCCUCCCACCAGUGCUGCGUUACCUGCUCGAAACAUAUGGCUACAAAGGAGCAGUUCUAAUACUCGGUGGAAUUAUGCUGAACGUUUGGGCUGCUGCUUUGCUGUUUCAGCCGGUGGAAGAGCACAUGGUGAAGAAGUUCAAAGAACCUGAGGAGGAUGAAGAGGGGCCGCAGGACGAUAUCCUAAUAGAAGAAGAAGAAGCCAUAGACAGUUUCAAUCUAACGCGGACGGACAAACAGAACGGUCAACCGGACUGCAUCAGCAAGGAGAACUCGGAAAAGAAUCUCUCGCACGUCCAGAUACACGCACCGCACGCGAACUCCACGCAAAACCUCCGCCACAACGUAUCGAAACGGAAGUUGUCGUACACGCGUCCCAUCACUAAACCGACCUUAAGUUCCGCGUCUAUGGCGCUAGAUGGCGUCCCGGACGGUAAACGGCUCGGCUCGACCGAAACGUUCAGCCGUCGUUUGAGCAGCACGAAACGCAACAUGUCCACAACCAGUUUUGCGUACGUGUCUACGCCGUUUCACGGCUCAACUCUGUCUGCCUUCGAUCAGCCGAACGAGUUCGCGUCGCAGUUCUCGUUGAAAUCCAUCACGGACAGCGUAGCCGAUGUUGCGUAUUGCUGCUUCUGUUGCAAGCAAAAGAAAAGAAAGGAGCCCAAUAAAUUCUUCGAUGUAUCGCUAUUGAGCGAUCCGACGUAUCUGGUUAUUUUGAUAUCUAGCAGCACGGUCGCUAUAUCCGUCACCAAUUUUAUUAUCCUCCUACCCUCAUACGCGCAAAAUAUCGGUUACGAUAAGGGGAAAGGAGCGCUGUUGCUCAGUACGGUGUCAGCGCUCGAUUUGGUCGGUCGUAUCGGCGGCUCAGCGUUGUGCGACUUGAAUAUAAUUCCGAAAACCUUCUAUUUCGUCGGCGGGCUGUUCUUCUCUGGUAUAAUUUUGGCGAUUAUACCGUUCCUACAGUCGUACACUACUUUGAGUAUUUUCUGCGCGAUGUUCGGUUUGACCUCCGGCGUCAACAACGGUGUUACCACUUUAGUCAUGGCUGAAGUUCUCGGCGUCGACAGACUCAUGUCCACGUACGGGAUCAGUCUUUUCGUCAACGGUCUGCUGCAGUUGAUCGGACCGCCGGUCUGCGGUCUAUGGUUUGAACACGACAAGAAUUUCGUCAAUAUGUUCGUCACGUUCGGUUUUAUUUUUAUAGCCGGUUCGUCUCUAUGGCUUUUUAUGCCGGUUAUUAAUAGACGUAAGAAGAAGCAGAUGGAGGCACAAAAGCUGGAGACAUUCAUAGAAGAAGAUACGAAUGAACUCAACCUAUCAAAUCCGAAACUGGUCUUCACUUCCGAGGAAGACGAAAAACAGCCGAACGGCUCACCGCCAGUCCACAAAACGAGAGAUAAAGAUGUCGCCCGCUCCGCUAGCACGACGCAAUUCCGCAAAGUCCCAUCAAAGGGCCUUCAGCACAUAUCCAGCAAGAUGUCCAACAAUUUGCCCAGCAAUCCGUCCCUGCUGGAGUCCGUUCCAGAAGGCAGAUCGAGAGUGAACUCGCAAGAAGCCUUCGGCAGAAAGCUGGUUCCGAAGACGCCGAAACGCAGUCCGUCUACCUCCAGUUUCCAGUACAUGUCCACUCCAUUCCACGGUUCUACGCUCUCCGCCUUCGAGAAGCCCAGCGAAUUCGCUUCGCAGUUCAGUCUAAAAUCGGUGACAGAGAGCCUAGCGCCGAUCACCUACUGUUGUGGCUGCAGAAAACGCAAGGACGAAGCAAAAGAACCGAGCAAAUACUUCGAUAUCAACCUCUUAAAGGAUCCCAUCUAUCUAGUUAUAUUAAUAUCGAAUUGUACUUGCGCCAUUUCGUAUACGAACUUCAUUAUCCUAGUUCCAUCUUACGCUAAGGAGUGCGGUUUCGACAAGACUCUUGGUGCGUAUUUAUUAUCUAUAAUUUCCGCGCUGGAUUUGGUCGGGAGGAUUGGCGGGUCCGCGCUCUCCGAUAUAGUGGCAACACCGAAGUGUUACUUCUUCAUAAGCGGCCUGUUACUCUCUGGUAUUAGCUUGUCUAUGAUACCUUUAGUCAGUACCUACUCAGCGAUUAGCGCUUUUUGUUGUGUUUUCGGUAUCGCGUCUGGAAUUAACGUGGGUGUCACAGCUUUGGUUAUGACAGAAAUGUUGGGUACGGAGAGACUAAUGUCCUCUUAUGGUAUUAGUCUGUUUGUCAACGGUCUAGUACAGUUAAUAGGUCCGCCGAUAUGUGGAGCGUGGUUCGAGUAUACGCAGUCGUAUAAAUCGUUAUUCGUUACUUUGGGUUUUAUAUUGAUUUUUGGCGCGUCUCUAUGGUCGUUAGUACCGAUAAUCCACAGACGGAGGAAGCGGUUAGAAAAUAACAAAGCGUAG